Molecule: messenger RNA, 1316 nt
Organism: Eriocheir sinensis (Chinese mitten crab)
Lineage: Eukaryota; Metazoa; Arthropoda; Malacostraca; Decapoda; Varunidae
Product: exosome complex exonuclease RRP42-like
Exons: 7
Coding region: 219-1091 (290 amino acids)
Biological process (GO): TRAMP-dependent tRNA surveillance pathway; nuclear polyadenylation-dependent mRNA catabolic process; U5 snRNA 3'-end processing
Cellular component (GO): cytoplasmic exosome (RNase complex); nuclear exosome (RNase complex)
Source: RefSeq, a predicted model, not a curated record
GCCGUCCAGGUGAGCUAGGAGCCUUCCCCAGCUAGACUACCGUAGAGCACUCUAGAAAUAGGAAGCAAGGGCGCCGGACACACCAAAGUUCUCUUCGCGGCACCUCUGCUUCAUAUCACCACACCAGCAGCAGCAACACCAGGCUUGGGCACGUGGGGACGCUGAAGAAGGAGAAGAAGCAGUGGAAGAUCACCCUGGAUGCCUGACAGUGUAGGGCCAUGGCGGACAUUACUCUGAGUGAAGCGGAAAAGAGGUACAUCGUGGACGGAGUGAAGCUGGGCAUCCGUGUUGAUGGUCGUGAGAGACUGGACUACCGGCAGCUGGAGAUAGAGACAGGCCUGGUGUCCACUGCCAAUGGGUCUGCCAGGGUGCGCCUUGGGUGUACGGACGUCCUCAUCACUGUCAAGAUGGAGAUGGAGCCACCACCACCUCAGCAACCAAGAAAUGGACAGAUACACUUUUUUGUCAACUGCUCAGCCAAUGCUGCCCCAGAGUUCGAGGGUCGAGGUGGGGAAGACCUGGCCACCAGGAUGAGUGCAAUGCUUGACCGGCUUUACUCAUCCCCAACAUCCCUGGACAGGAGCAAGCUUUGUGUGGUGCCGGGAAAGUACGUCAAGGUGCUCUACGUGGAUGUGGAGAUCUUAGAGUGUGGUGGAAACCUGUUUGACACAGUGAGCCUUGGGGUGAAAGCAGCUCUUUGGGCCACCAGGAUGCCAAAGAUAUACAUCACUGGGGAGGAUGGAGGGGAGCUGGAGUUUAUGGUGUCUGACAACCCCCGAGAAGUUGAUCAAGUGGAUGUGUCCAAUGCCCCGAUCCUCAUCACACACUUAAGGAUAACAGAGAACUUGACGGUGAUUGACCCCACACCUGAGGAGGAGUGCUGCGGCCCCGUGCAAGUCGUGGUUGGAGUCACCCCCAAAGGCCUCAUCACUGCAACACAACAGUUUGGGGCGGGAACGUUUGCGCCGCAGACCCUCACUGCUGCCCUCAAGAGUGCUCAGGCCUUGGGAGUCAAGAUCCAUGACCAGCUCAUGCAAAGAUUACAACAGGAGGAGAGUAUUCCUAAUAGGAAGAUAAAGGGAUUCCUGUGAUUCAUAUUUCCAUAGUAUUAACUUUACUCUGCUUGUUAAUGAACAAGAGACAAUUAGUGAGAUACUGUGAAUGAAAGGGGAUGACCUGAUACCUUGCAUUCACCUGAUACAUGUUAAGAUGGAAGCUGACCAUGCCUCUUUAUUAGACUAAGUAGAGGAGAGAAAACAACCAAAAAAGGGCUUUUGAUUUGUGAAAGAAAUUUAUUAAAGAAGAUAUGAAAAUGA